This is a messenger RNA of Phytophthora sojae, 1707 nucleotides long. RefSeq lists its product as hypothetical. The annotation marks the transcript as partial. The record is from RefSeq and is a predicted model, not a curated record. The transcript has a single exon. Lineage: Eukaryota; Oomycota; Peronosporomycetes; Peronosporales; Peronosporaceae.
GUGGAAUCGGCUAUGGUGGAGCUCCACGCGCGUCUGGAUGGAGCCGUGAAUGUGUAUACAAUGGAUCAUCGAGGUACAGGUCGCAGUACACUAUUGGAUUGCGUUGCAGCGCAAGCAACUACAACGGGGUCCCCUUGGGGUAGCUCCAUUAAAUCGUCAGAAGUCCCAGCGUGUGCUCAGGCACUGGAGAAGAAGUACGGCAACCUCUCUUCCUUCUCCAUCACAAGCGCCGCGACAGACGUUGCGACUUUCAUCUCCAGCUACUCGAACGGUGCCAAUACUAUCGUCUAUGGUGUGAGUUAUGGCACUGCGUUAGUGGAGCGCGUUAUUCACUUGGACCCACCGGAGGUGACUGGGUAUGUUUUAGACGGCGUUGCCACGAGUUCGGGGGCAUCUGCGGACAAAUUCGAGUACUUUUCAACUUGGGAUUCGGACUUUGGCGACGUGGGGGACGCGUUCUUGGCGCUUUGCGCGACUCAAAGCGACUGCAAUAGCCGAUUCCAGACGAACACGCUCCCAGUCACGCUUCAGACUCUUAUUACAAACUUUGACAACAAUCCCAAGUCCACGUGUGCUGCGUUGAUCACCAGCGCGUACAGCGACCAGAACAGCGGCCCACCGUCUUACAUUCUACGACGAGCGCUGGGGUCGCUGCUUCAGAGCGCGAAGAUGCGGACGUUGAUCCCUCCCGUUGUGUACCGAUUGGAUCGCUGCGCUUCACAGGACGUCGACGUGUUGACCCACUUCUUCGCGUUCUUGAACAAGUUCGAGGGCUACCCAGACGAGGACAACGCCUUCGAGUCGACGCUGCUCUACUACCUCAUCGUAUUCUCCGAGAUGUGGGAGCGACCGCAGCCCUCCAUCUCCGAGAUGCUGUCUCGAUUCACCAGUACUCGAAUCUCAAACGGAGGGACGUACACGGACAUCCCGCAGUACUGCGCGUUCUCAAAAGAAAGCUCAACAGUGUGCGACCAUCUCAACAUCGGGAACUACGAUGCGAACGGGAUUAUAUACGAGCGCGACGAAUACUGGAACAAGAGCGCUGCGAUCCCCAGCCAAGCCAGCGUCUUGUUGCUUAGCAGCAAACUGGAUCCACAGACCCCUCACAAAUACGCCGAGUAUCUGCUAGAGGCUCUUGACGGCGAACAGAAGGAGUUGGUCACCUUCGAGUAUGCUACCCACGGUACAGUGUGGACGACCCCUUUGGACGAGAGCGACGAGGACAGCGAGACGUGCGGUAUGAACCUCCUCGUGUCGUAUGUGAGCGUUGACGGCGAUUUGGAUGCGCUGGACAAGACUUGUGUGGACGAGAUGCCCGGCCUUAGCCUGACACCGCCGCUUGCGUAUCAGUACUACUUCCUGAGCACGGACGAUGCGUAUGACGGAGAAUACGAUGAAAGUCUGGCUGCUCUUGUCAUCAGUUCAAGCUCUAGUUUAGCUGGCUCUGACAGCAGCAAUACGUUGGCCACAACCACCAAGGAAGAUGCGACAUACAAAAUAGUCUUCAUCGUGUUCCUGGUGCUCUUCGUGGUGGCGUCGGCGAUUGCAGUCUUCUUUGCGUACCGAUGGUACAAGCUCAAGCACCAGAAACCAGCGAGCAGAGAGACCGAGGACUUGCCGGAGAAUAUCACUGUCUCGACGCCAGCUGAAGUGGCUUCGGCAUCCCCAGAACUGGCGACUUCCUUCUCGACGCAGCGAGUUUCGUAG